AAACGAGUCCGCGUUUCUUAGCGGAGGGUUUCUUGCCGCUUUCGUGUGUUUAAUUAAAUAAUAUCUAAAUGUGCUCAUAAAUAAAUGAAAUACUAUUUCAGUGUGAAUUAAUUUGUUUUCAACAUGUUGAUUCUGUUCGAAACCCCGGCGGGCUACGCAAUUUUCAAGUUGCUGGACGAGUCCAAGUUGUCAGAAAUCAAUGAUUUGUACCAGGAAUUCAACACUCCUGAGGGAGCAUCAGCAGUUGUCAAACUAAAGAACUUCAUCAAGUUCGAGGAUACAACAGAGGCUUUAGCUGCCACUACAGCCGCCAUUGAAGGCAAAAUUUCAAAGCCAUUAAAGAAAGCCUUAAAGAAAUAUGUCUCUAAGGACAUCCAAGAUCAGUUACUGGUUGGAGAUGCUAAACUAGGCAGUGCCAUUAAGGAGAAAUUUGAUUUACAAUGUGUUGCUAACUCAAACGUCCAAGAAUUGCUGAGAUGCAUUCGCUCACAGAUGGACAGUCUGCUUGCUGGGCUGCCAAAAAAAGAAAUGACAGCUAUGGCACUCGGUUUAGCCCAUUCUCUAUCCCGUUACAAGCUUAAGUUCUCUCCUGACAAGAUUGACACCAUGAUUGUGCAAGCGCAGUGCCUCCUCGAUGACUUAGACAAGGAGCUCAAUAACUACAUCAUGAGAUGCCGUGAAUGGUACGGCUGGCAUUUCCCCGAGCUCGGCAAAAUCAUCACUGACAACACACUCUUUGUCAAAAUUGUCAAACUUAUCGGGACCCGUGAUAAUGCUUCUAAAACUGAUCUGUCAGAUAUCUUACCUGAGGAUUUGGAAGAGAAGGUAAAGGAGGCUGCAGAGAUUUCCAUGGGCACAGAGAUCUCGGAUGAUGACAUUUUGAAUAUUCAGAAUCUCUGUGAUGAGAUCAUUUCUAUCACUGACUAUAGGACACAUCUGACUGAUUACUUGAAAGCCCGUAUGAUGGCCAUGGCUCCCAACCUGACAGUUUUAAUCGGAGAGCACAUUGGAGCGCGCCUUAUCGCUCAUGCAGGCUCAUUAAUGAACCUAGCCAAGCACCCAGCUUCAACAAUACAGAUCUUUGGUGCCGAAAAGGCCUUAUUCAGAGCUUUAAAGACUAAGAAAGACACUCCAAAAUAUGGUUUAAUUUACCACGCUCAGCUAGUAGGUCAGUGUAGUACUAAGAACAAGGGAAAGAUGUCUCGCAUGCUGGCAGCAAAGGCAGCGUUAGCAACCAGAAUGGAUGCAUUCGGAGAAGAUGUGUCAUUUGAGUUGGGGGCGGGGCAUAAGGUGAAGUUGGAAAAUAAGCUGCGGUUGCUAGAAGAGGGCAACUUGAGAAGGAUUAGUGGAACAGGCAAAGCUAAGGCCAAGUUUGAGAAAUAUCACAGCAAAUCUGAGGUGUUCCAAUAUCCGGUGGCAGCGGACAGCACCCUGGAAAGAAAGCCAGUGAAGAGGGAACACUCUCCGGAACCUGAGACCUCUACAAAAAAAAUCAAAUUAGAAGAUGGGGCCAAUGACGUCACACCGAAGAUCAAAAAAGAGAAAGUCAAGGAAGAGCCCACCGAAGAACCAGCCGAGCCCACCUCAGAGAAGAAAAAGAAGAAAAAAAAGAAAUCCCUAGACGCUUCUCAGGCCGACACCACCAUGGAGAAUGAUGAGGUGGACGCUCCGACACCCAAGAGUGGUAAGAAGAAGAAGUCUCAGGCUGACACGACCGUGGAUAAUGGUGAGGUGGACGCUCCUACACCGAAGAGUGAGAAGAAGAAAAAAAAGAAGAAGAGUAUCGCAGAGGAAUAGGUAGCUCUGUAGAGUAUUUUGAAAUGAAGGCUUGAGCGCGCUCCAUACAGAAUAUUUGGUACUUGAUUAUUAAGAGGAAAGAGGACGGGCGUUACUCCAUACAAACGUAGUUCCCAUUUUCCUCUCUAAUGAUAAUAUGGAUUUUUUUUACAUUAUUUGAUGUAUAUUAGCUAUGCCCCUACGUUGGCCGCCGCCGACCCUACACUCCGCAUCCUCGUUGAGCUCUGGCACCCUUACUCACUUGCAGGAACACACUAUGAGUAGGGUCUGUUUUUUUUGCAUCUUAAAUAGUAUUGUUGUAAACUAUAAAGACUCACAUUGCUAUUUCUAUCUUUUUUUUU
Cydia pomonella (codling moth) is the source of this 2138-nucleotide messenger RNA. Its product is annotated as nucleolar protein 58-like. The record is from RefSeq and is a predicted model, not a curated record. NCBI's taxonomy places the organism in Eukaryota, Metazoa, Arthropoda, Insecta, Lepidoptera, Tortricidae. Bases 124 to 1797 code for a protein of 557 amino acids. Gene Ontology annotation, molecular function: snoRNA binding. The transcript has 5 exons. Gene Ontology annotation, cellular component: small-subunit processome; box C/D methylation guide snoRNP complex.